GAAUUUUUAUGUUGUGAAGAAAAAAAAUUAAAUUUGCCGGUUAAUGCUGAAUGACUUAUUUCCGUAGUCAACGCACCAAUAGAGUAUCUUCCAUUUGACCUACAAGUGCGUAACCAUAUCCAUGGCCAUGAGAUAGUUUUGUCAUAUGCCUGCUUAGAGUUAAUUUACCUGUCGAUGUUGUUGUUAAGCGUAUCAAUAUACUCUUCAAGUUUAAUCCCAUUUUAUUGUUGUGUUUAUUGAAGGUAAUUGUGUUACGUCAGAUAAUUGUUAAUCGCAUUUGCUAACUGGUCUUAUUAUUGGCGAUUGUACUUACUAUAAAUUUCGUUCUUUGGAUAUGUGUGCACUUAUCAAUUGCCAAAGAGCUUCUUCUAAAAAAUCCAAAGCCAAAAUAUUCAAUUAUUUCUGCAAGGAAUUAUCGGGUGUACUUGAAUGUGAUUCUGAUACCAUUGAGAGGACAGAUGUCACAUUUAUUGUUGGUCAGAAUGUUUAUCAUGGAAACCAAAAAACAAUUUCCUUAUUGAGUGAGGAGCUGAAAAAAUGCUUUCAGUCAGAAAGCGAAGACUUCGAUCACAGCUCUACACAUGGUUGCAUACUGAAAGUAACUAGAUCAAAGACUUCGUCUUCACUCAAGGUUUUUAUUGAUGCAUCUGCGGACAUUUUUGAAGCGGUAUUAAAUUAUAUGCUUACUUUAAAGCUUACUGUGCCCGAAGACCUAAUACCACACGUUUACUAUUUGUCAAAAUGUCUACAGAUCAAAACUUUGGAGACAACGUGCAUCGAGUUUUUAAUUCACAAUUUAUCAAUCAGCAGUGUUGGGGUUCUGUGUAGCUUUAUUCAGUUCAGUGGGGUUUAUCAAAAUAGUAAUGAAUUUGCUACAAGUCUCACAUCUUAUUCGCCAGAAAUGUGCUUAACAAAAACAUUACACCACUACUUGUUAACGGAAGCAGAUGCCAUCGCUUGUUCUCAAACAGGAAUUCUUAGUGCUCGUUUGAUAGUAAAUCUUACAGGCAAUUUCGAUUCAUCAGAUGAUCAAACUGGAAUUCAAGAACCUUCCAACGAAUAUUUAGCCGUUGGAGUUUUGCGAUGGGCAUUUGAAAAGUUAUUAACAGGCGAAAGAUUGGCAAGGGCGGGAAGUGAAGAUAAUGUUUGUUCGGACGAUGAAGAAAGUGACGGGAAUGGCAGCAGUCAUGCUGUCGGGAACUCUAAUGGAUCACAGCGUAAACGAGCAGGUAGUCAAUUUCAGUUUUUGGCUCAAAAAAAUUUGCUAAGUGGAAUUCGUUCAAAAUGUGGUACAUCAGCUCAGUAUAGCCUCCCUUCAGAUGACAAUGAUGAUAGCGAUGAUUUAAAUUCAGAAACUGAAGCCGAGGAACGUGGCUCAGUUUCAGACACUCUGGAUUCAUUACGUUAUUAUAGUACACAAGAUAUACGAAUUUCGGUCGAUAUAAAUGAUUUACCUUUGAGUAAAGAAGAAAAUGAAAUGAGUAACAUAUCUCAGAAUGGGCAUAGUUUAUUAACUGUUUGUUUAACAACUGGUAAUCAAGAAUCAGAGACUUGUUUACUGGCACCAACAUCUCUUGGAGUUCGAUCAACAUCAAUUUGGUUAGGCAAAUUAGCAGGUUAUUUGGUUAGCCUAUCGAUAAAACGUUGUCCCUCGACACAUCGAUCCAUCCAACAAUUGGAUCAAGAAUUAAUGAAUGAAGUCAAUCAGUCACGAAGUCGUCAUCAAAGUCGUGGUUCAUCUAUUUCGAAUACUUCCAGUAUACCAAAUGAUUUAAACAGUCUAAUUGAAAAUGAAUUUAACGCUACCAAGUGUUGUGCUGAAAGUGUCUAUCCAGAAUUGUACGAGUGUACCAGUACCUCUGUGCCGAAAUCGGAUAAUGAUGAUGAAGUAACCCGUACAGUAACCGGCAGUUCUGCUUCAAAUUUAGCGCGAGCUAUUGUUGAAUCGUCUUUACUUCGUCAAUCAUUCACUGAUCAAAUCUAUCAAAGUGAAAUUCUCUGCAUUAGUCAUAAUGAUGGUACAGGCCAGGAUUUCCCGUUACAUAUGUUAGAAGCUCGGUCAAGUUUUGGCAUUGGACAAUUGAAUUGUAAUUCAAAGCAUUACAUUGCAAUUAUUGGCGGUUAUAAUCGUAAAGGUUGUUUAGAUAGUAUGGAAUUAUUUGUUGAAAACAAUAGUAAUCAACAGUAUGAAUCAUGUAGCGAUGAAGAUUCACCUGUAUCUCCUCCUAUUAUUGGUCCACGACUGACAAAACAAAGAGGUCGGUUAGCUGUAGUAUCGAGUUAUUUACAAUCAUUUUCUGAUUUUCCUGAUAUAAUUUAUGCUUGUGGUGGUUCGACAGGCUCCAAGGAUUUAGCAUCUGUCGAUAAACUAACAUGUGAGGCACUGGGGUCCUGGCUUAUCAGUCAUGAAGUGGUAACCAAAAGCCAUCAUGAUAACUUUGACGAUCACGCGUAUACAAAUGGCUCUCGAAAAAGUUCUGAUUUCCGUACACGAACAGAUUCAAUGGCACAUAGUCAUGCGUCUUCAAAUGGAUGUGGUCUAUCAAAUGUUACAUUUUGGCAGACGAUAAAGAGUUUACAUGAAGCUCGAACUAAUCCAGUUGGCGUAGAUCUUAGUGGACUUCAACAAGGACCACUUAUCACAAAUACAAAGGGAUCAGUCCUUGUUGCUGGUGGAGUAUCAGACGCACAGUUUCUAUCUUCUGUUGAAGCCUACAUUCCAGAUAGAGAUGAAUGGAUUUAUAUGCCGUCCAUGUUACAAGGUCGUUGUGAAGCAUGUGCUAAUGUUUUGACAUCACGAAAUCUAAUUGUUGUUGUCGGUGGAGUUGUCAAUACAAACACUAUAUAUAAUACUAGUCAAAAUGUAACUGUUGAAGCAUUAGAUCCUCGUUGUGAUACUUGGUUUUAUAUUCCUAAUACAUUAGGAAAUUCAUUCGGACAACUUCGUGGUGCCAGUUUAACAUAUUGUCCGAAUUCUAAAGAUAAUUUGCUAUUAGUUGGUGGAUAUAAUGGUCAUCAAACCUUAGAUACUACAUGGAUAUUUGAUUCAGUUGCUUGGAAAUGGCGUCCAGGACCAAAUUUAAUAUUUGCUCGUUCUAGCUGUUGUACAACAUUGACAUCAGAUCAACGUUAUAAUUUAGUAUUUGGUGGUUAUAAUCCAUUGAAAUUUAACACUGGAUUUUCAGAUACAAUUGAAAUGAUUUUCUAAACAAAAUAAUUAUUUUUAUUACCUUUUUUUGUUAUUCUGUUAGUCUUUUUAUGUUAUUACUUCGUUUGUUUCUGUUUUUGUUUUUCUAAUCCUUAAUCACGCUGAAUGGCGAUACCGGUUCUGUUUGGUCUCAUUAUAUUAUACUGUUGUUUAUACCUCUCAUUUGUGUAUGUCUAGCUAUUAAAAUGUCUAUGUCAGUAGUGUUCACAUGGUAUGUCACUAUUUUAUGUUUUGAAGGUAAUUUCACAUGACUUACACACUGUCUAUGUAUGUAUGAUACAUAUUUGUGUGAUAAAAAAGUUUUAUGUGCGUGAACACAUUCUUUUGUGUACUUGAGUUUUUAUCUUUUCUUCAAUUUUACCAGUAGUAACCUAUUUCAUCACUCAUCUGCACGUAUGUUCAUCAAUAACAGUAAAUAAAAUAUUGUCGACUGUAA
Schistosoma margrebowiei is the source of this 3644-nucleotide messenger RNA. The record is from the annotation of a GenBank genome assembly. Lineage: Eukaryota; Metazoa; Platyhelminthes; Trematoda; Strigeidida; Schistosomatidae.